Molecule: messenger RNA, 774 nt
Organism: Acanthosepion pharaonis
Lineage: Eukaryota; Metazoa; Mollusca; Cephalopoda; Sepiida; Sepiidae
Source: the annotation of a GenBank genome assembly
AUGACAGUUGAUUGCAAAUUGUUCAUAUCUAUCUAUUUCCUUUUUCUUUCUUUUAUCUUUCUUUUAUUCUUGUAUAUUUCUUUCUUUCUUUUCCCACUCUCUCUCUCAUCAGCAGCCUAUCAAAUUAACUUUCUCCUUCGUUCUUUCUUUUUUUCUUUCUUUCUUUGCAUUAGUAAACAAUUUCUUUUGUUUUUUGUUGUUUUUUCUUUAUUUAUUUCCAAAUCAUUUCUUUCUUUCUUUCUUUCUUUCUUUCUUUCUUUCUUUUCUGAAGACCUUUCUUUUUUAUUUACUCUCCAAGUUUUUUUCUUCUUUUCUUUCUUUUUUUCUUUGUCUUUUUACUUUCUUUCCUUCUUUCUUUCUUUCUUUCUUUCUUUCUUUCUUUCUUUCUUUAUUUAUUUAUUUAUUUCUAUUCAUUUUCUUUGUUUCUUUAUCUCUCUGUAUAUCUCUAUUACACACACUCUCUCUCUCUCUCUCUCUCUCUCUCUCUCUCUAUCUAUCUAUUUUAUCUCUUCAUUCAAUCAUCUAUCUAUCUAUCUAUCUAUCUAUCUAUCUAUCUAUCUAUCUAUCUAUCUAUCUCAUCAGCGGCCUAUCCAAUUAACUCUCCUCUCUUUCUUUUCUUCUUUCUUUCAUUAUUUCUUUCUUUUUCCUUUCUUUCUUUAUUUCUAUUCAUUCCCUCUCUAUCUAUCUUUCUAUUACACACACUCUCUCUCUAUCUCAUCAGCGGUCUAUCCAAUUAACUCUCCUCUCUUUCUUUUCUUCUUUCUUACUCUUUGA